Molecule: messenger RNA, 2206 nt
Organism: Capsicum annuum
Lineage: Eukaryota; Viridiplantae; Streptophyta; Magnoliopsida; Solanales; Solanaceae
Product: probable polyamine transporter At1g31830
Exons: 2
Coding region: 366-1814 (482 amino acids)
Biological process (GO): transmembrane transport
Cellular component (GO): membrane
Molecular function (GO): transmembrane transporter activity
Source: RefSeq, a predicted model, not a curated record
GUUACACUUAUCAACACAAUAUUUAAUGAGAAAUUGAAUAUACUAUCCUAUCUCUUUCUGAAGAUUGGUUUGUCGAUCACACUUUCUCUCAAUCGAAAAUCAAAACAAUGCCCCAAAAGGAGGUCUUUAGAACCUAAUUUAAUAGGUUUGUAAAUUAUAUAAAAAAGAUAAAUAAAGAAGUCUUUUAAAUUUGUCGAAAAAUAUAAAAAUGGUACCUUAGAUUUGAGAAUAUGUUAAAAAUAGUCCCUUAGUUUCUUGUCCUUGUCCACUCAAUAACCUGCAGCAAAUACUAGGGAGUCGUACCUUUGGGCUUUGAUAUAUUAGCUACUAAUGGUGAAAUUUCCCAAUUGAAUUUCCUUUCUUUCAUGAAAUUGAGGGUUUCUGCUCAUAAAGAAGCUGCAAUUCCAAUGGGAGAGUUUGAUAAUGCAGAGUACAUAGGGAUUAACGAGGCUCCGUCUCCUAGAGCAAACAAUGCUCGGAAAGUUUCAGUCUUGCCUCUAAUUUUCCUCAUUUUCUAUGAGGUUUCUGGUGGUCCUUUUGGUGUUGAGGACACUGUGAAGGCAGCUGGUCCUCUUCUUUCUCUUUUGGGGUUCUUGGUUUUCCCAUUAAUAUGGAGUGUCCCUGAGGCACUGAUUACAGCUGAAAUGGGCACCAUGUUCCCUGAAAAUGGUGGUUACGUUGUGUGGGUUUCAUCUGCUUUAGGUCCAUAUUGGGGCUUUCAACAAGGUUGGAUGAAAUGGCUAAGUGGAGUCAUUGACAAUGCGCUUUACCCCGUUUUGUUCUUAGAUUACGUGAAAUCAGCUAUCCCUGCAUUAGGUGGCGGGCUUCCUAGAGUACUAGCAGUUUUGGUCCUUACUAUGGUUCUUACUUACAUGAACUACAGAGGUUUAACUAUUGUAGGAUGGAUGGCUGUUUCGCUUGGUAUACUGUCAAUCAUUCCUUUUGUGGUUAUGGGGCUCAUUUCGAUUCCCAAAUUAAGGCCUUCAAGAUGGUUAGUGGUAGAUGUACAAAAUGUUGAUUGGAACUUGUAUCUGAAUACUCUCUUCUGGAAUCUGAAUUACUGGGACUCAAUAAGUACUCUUGCCGGAGAAGUACAGAACCCAAAGAAAACUCUCCCUAAGGCUCUCUUUUAUGCUGUUAUUCUAGUUGUUCUGUCCUACUUUUUUCCGUUGUUGAUUGGUACAGGAGCUAUUCCUCUUCAGCGUGACUUGUGGACUGAUGGCUAUUUCUCUGAUAUCGCGAAAAUACUGGGUGGAAUCUGGCUCAGAGUUUGGAUUCAAGGGGCUGCUGCGGUGUCAAAUAUGGGAAUGUUUGUGGCUGAGAUGAGCAGCGACUCUUUUCAGUUACUUGGUAUGGCAGACAGGGGGAUGCUCCCUGAGUUCUUUGCUAAGAGAUCUCGUUACGGAACUCCUUUAUUUGGGAUCCUCUUUUCAGCUUCUGGUGUGAUUUUACUUUCAUGGAUGAGCUUUCAGGAGAUAGUAGCUGCAGAAAAUUUCUUGUAUUGCUUUGGAAUGAUCUUGGAAUUUAUAGCAUUUGUAUUGUUAAAGAUAAAGUUUCCCCAUGCAUCACGCCCAUUCAAGAUACCUGGGGGAACUGUUGGAGCAAUCCUAUUGUGUAUACCUCCAACCAUUCUCAUAUGUGUAGUUUUGGCCUUGUCUUCGAUCAAAGUCUUGGUUGUAAGCCUUUUUGCCAUUGCAAUUGGUUUGGUGAUGCAACCUUGUCUUAAGCUUAUCGAGAAGAAGAGAUGGUUGAAGUUCUCUGUUAGUUCUGAUCUUCCUGAUAAUAUUACAACAGAUGGACCUUUACUUCAUUGAUUCCCUAAAAUGCUUUAUAAGGUACAACUAUUCCUCUAUCAUGGCGGCAGUGGCAACUAUGUCAAAUGCAGAAUUAUCAUGGAAUGCAUGGAAAGCAGUGUGAAACCAGUAGAAGUAGUUAUCGAGGUUUGGAUUAUCAUCCUUUUCGAGGAUCUUACGGAAGCUUCUAAUCUUGUAAGCUUUACUUGCUUCGCUCUUGUGGCUAUUUGUGUUAGUGACCAGUAGCUACAGUUUCUAGAUGAUGAUCAUCAAUAGCAGUAGAGAUUUAUCUAGGAUUUUUGAUGAUCACUUUCUCUUUAAAUAUUGGUAGCUUCUACUUUUGUAUUUUGUAUUUCCCUACACUUGUGCUUAUUUAUAUUAGUGAUAGUAAUUUGGAAAUUGCUUCAGAAACA